Messenger RNA from Brassica napus (rape), 765 nucleotides. Its product is annotated as glutathione S-transferase T3-like. The coding region runs from base 1 to 765 and encodes 254 amino acids. The record is from RefSeq and is a predicted model, not a curated record. The transcript has 2 exons. NCBI's taxonomy places the organism in Eukaryota, Viridiplantae, Streptophyta, Magnoliopsida, Brassicales, Brassicaceae.
AUGAAUCUACAAUUUAGUCAAACUCAGACUCCCGUGGACCUUGAUUCACCCGAACCUUUAUGGUUCGGUAGCCAAGGUCCUAGGGAGUCUGUUGUCCCUCCUGUAGUCGAGCCUGUAGUCGAGUCUGGUGGUGAGUCUGGUCUGAGGAGGAAGUGGUCUCCGAUGGAGGAUAAGAUCCUUAUUGGUGCUUGGCUUAACACCAGUAAGGAUCCUAUCAUCAGCAAUGAGCAGAAAGCUGGUUCUUUCUGGAGGCGGAUUGUAGAUUACUACAAUGCAAGUCCGCAGCUGGUUGGGACCGUACCGAGAGAGCUAGGAUGCUAUGAUGCGGCUUUGAGGGAGCAGAGAAGUGGCCAAAAUGACGAUGAUGUGAUGAAGGCGGCGUUGGAAAUUUUCUUCAAAACUACCGAGUCCAAGUUCAGCAUGGAUCACUGCUGGAGGGAGCUGAGGCAUGACCAAAAGUGGUGCUCUGUCUACGGGCCAAAGGAGGAUGGAAAGGAAAAGCGUAAACAAGUGAUUGAUGUUGAUAGAGAAGAAGAGGAAGCCGGCGAACCAGAAGGUCGACCUCCCGGGGUUAAGGCUGCCAAAGCUGGCAUCAAGAAGAAGAAAAGUGGUAGAGAGGAGGAGCUGGGGAAGCUUCAGGGGGUUUUAGAAGUCAAAGAAAAAUUGUCUAGAGCUAAGAUUCUAGAUCGUUUACUCGCGAAGAAGGAGCCUUUAACUGAGAUGGAAACAAAUCUAAAAAUGAAACUAAUGUCUGAAAUGCUUUGA